Trichoderma asperellum CBS 433.97 is the source of this 401-nucleotide messenger RNA. The record is from RefSeq and is a predicted model, not a curated record. Lineage: Eukaryota; Fungi; Ascomycota; Sordariomycetes; Hypocreales; Hypocreaceae.
UUUUGGAUUUUCACGACUCACACAGCCUGCCGGAACAGCAUGGCCAACAGUUGGCACUAUGGGUAUAUAUAUGUUGAAAGCCCGUAUUUAACGAUUGGAUGUUUUAUGUAUACAUGGAAAGGAACCCACUCUCAUAUUCAUUUACGGUACAUAGAUACGCUCACGACUUUACUAAAUUUGAUCACUCCUUCAAUGACUCAUUCAUACUGUUAUCAUAUUGUGUCUCUCUUUUUUUUUUUUUUUUUAUUUCUAUACCUAGAGACUGUGUGUUAAUUUCCUAUAUAACGCUCAAUGCGAACCAAGCAUUUCCCUCCCAUAUAGCCUCCGUCCCAGUAGGGUAUCAUUAAUGGCUCGAAAAGUAAAAAAAAGUAAUGAGUAAUCGUAACAACCAUGAGUCUUGA